This is a messenger RNA of Talpa occidentalis (Iberian mole), 1284 nucleotides long. It is a transcript of the gene DACH2, whose product is annotated as dachshund family transcription factor 2. The coding region runs from base 6 to 1187 and encodes 393 amino acids. The record is from RefSeq and is a predicted model, not a curated record. The transcript is spliced from 10 exons. Lineage: Eukaryota; Metazoa; Chordata; Mammalia; Eulipotyphla; Talpidae.
CUGCAAUGGUUGAGGCAAUGAAGUUGCAGAAAAUGAAGCUUGUGGCCAUGAACACACUUCAGGGAAAUGGAAGCCAAAAUGGGACUGAAUCAGAGCCUGAUGAUCUCAUUUCUAACACAGGUGGAAGUGAAUCCUCCUGGGAUAAGGAUAAGAUGCAGUCUCCUCCAGCUCCUGUACCCCAACAUGGAAUUGUUCAUGCAGCCCUGGCUAGCCAGCCAGGCCUUGGGAGUGCCUCUACCCUCAAUCCAUUGCAGCAGAACCACCUACUCACCAAUAGACUGGAUCUGCCAUUUAUGAUGAUGCCUCAUCCCCUACUUCCAGUCAGCUUACCUCCUGCAUCAGUUGCCAUGGCAAUGAAUCAGAUGAACCAUCUCAAUACUAUUGCCAACAUGGCUGCUGCAGCCCAGAUUCACAGUCCACUCUCCAGAGCUGGGGCCUCUGUUAUAAAGGAACGGAUCCAGGAGACUCCCUCUCCUACUCCCUCUCUGGAAGAAAGUCAUCGCUCUGGGAGCCAGACCUCCUCCCAUCCCAGCAGCAGCAGUGUUUCAAGCUCACCCUCUCAAAUGGAACAUCAUUCUGAGAGAAUGGUUAUGAUGCCCAGCAAUAGAGAGGAACUUAUUGUUGAUCAGGAUAAUGGACCAACUAUCAAAAAAUUCCAAAGAGAAAGUAAAGAAGAGGUGCCUGUACAAAUCCCAAUGAUGAAAUCACCUUUGGACAAGAUCCAGCUGACUCCCGGGCAGGCAUUGCCUCCUGGCUUCCCAGGACCAUUCAUUUUUGCUGAUAGUCUGUCCUCUGUGGAGACACUGUUGACCAACAUUCAGGGUCUACUGAAGGUGGCUUUGGAUAAUGCUCGCAUCCAAGAAAAACAGAUUCAACAAGAAAAAAAGGAACUGCGAAUGGAGCUCUAUAGAGAAAGAGAAAUCAGAGAAAAUCUUGAAAGACAGCUUGCUGUUGAGCUGCAGAGCAGAACUACCAUGCAAAAACGCCUGAAGAAAGAGAAAAAAGCCAAGAGAAAACUGCAGGAAGCCUUGGAAUUUGAAUCAAAGCGCCGGGAGCAGGUUGAGCAAGCACUUAAGCAAGCCACUACUGGUGAUAGUGGCCUGAGGAUGUUGAAAGAUUCCAGAAUUGCAGAUAAUGAAAUAGAAAACAAUGGGACUCCUCAUGAUAGUACUGCUAUGCAAGCCUGAACACUGAUGCCGGAACUCCAACUGAUCAUAGGCACGAAUAGGGUGCUGUAGCAGUUACCUGCUUAUCUAGUGUUGUAAUUAUUUAGAAUUCAUACUC